AAAAUUAGUUGAAGUAACAGUUGAAAGGGAGAUCAUGUUUUGCCUUGGAAAAUAUUCAAACGCAAGUCUGCUCCGAUAGGGGAUUCGCCUCUUUCCUGUAGAUCUACUGUCUGUAGAGUGUAGUGUGAUGAGCGCGCACGUCCGUGUGAUUGAGUGAGGGUUGCCCAGCGAGCGGAAUGGAGCGCAGGACAACAGUUGCCUAGGCGAAAGAGUGCAUUGGCUAGCGAGGAACCGAGACACCUGAGACGCUGCGUCUGUGAAUGUAUGCAAGAUUCCACGAGAAACUAAGUGAGUAAUUAGUUCAACAAGAUUCCACCGUGAAGGUGAGUUACGGCGACGCAGACACGAAAGCACCAUAAUCAACAGAGCCUGUCGCUCAACUUCCCAUCUCGAAGAGGCAAUAACCGCCGAGUUAUGCUUUAGCUCGCGCUAUGGUGGUUGUUGGCGAUUGGUGCCGCAAAGAGAAGCAGAGAUGAAGAUCUUGUCAUGCUGUUGUUGCUGCUCUGCGGAGAGGGAACGCAGGGAUAUUACGUUCAUGGUGAUCGGUCUAGACGGAGCUGGCAAAACCAGUGUAGUGCGUUGCUUGUCCAAAGAUGUUCAAUCUGGACCAACUAGGCGGCCUGGUUCAGCUGCAACUAGUCACCACUCGACUCACAUGAAGCAAGGCCACUACGAUAUUACACUGCUGGACAUGGCUGGUGCUGUUCGCCUUAGGAGCCUCUGGAAAAACUUCUUCUCUAAGGUCCAUGGAUUGGUCUUCGUCGUUGACAGCAGCAAUAGUGAGCGUAUGAGCGAGGCACAGCGUGUCCUGGAGACAGUUCUGGCCGACAGCCAGGCUAGAGGAAAACCAAUUCUAAUACUAGCGAAUAAACAGGAUGCGGAUGACCCGCUUGACGAGAUUGCGGUCUUCAAUCAGCUAGGACUGGAGUUGUUUCAAGCUAGCCACUCACUACGCUGCCAGGUGGAGUGCUGCACGGCAUCAUCACCGGAAGUCAAGUCUGUCAACACGGGGUUGAAAUCAGGUCUGCAGUGGCUAACACGAGAGGUUAGUCUUCAGUACGGACCACUGACGGCCCGAGUGCAAUUGGAGUCUGCACAGCAGGAGGCCGCUGAGCAACGUCAGAAGAGAGAACGACUCAACAAAAUGCACUCGGUGCGUACAGAACGAGUGUCCGUUGCGGAGGAGUCGGCGGUGUCUGAGGUGCUCGCAAUGGCGCCGGCAACCACACUGAGCGCACCACAACCACGGCGGCGGCACAGUGAGGAUACCGUAAGAAACACGUCCGCAAACACCACGGCAGAGGCUCAGCCUAGCACCAGUGCCGUCCCCGGGGCCCCCGUUCUAGGCUCGAAAAGAGAGUCCACACAGAGUCUGCAGCUACCGGAGGCGGAAAGUCCAAGAUCGGAGGAUGCUUCGUCGGGGCAGUCAUCACCACCAGUUAAAUUCCCUGUGACACUUGCCCCGGCAGACCCCAUAUCUGGCUCUGGUAUGUCUGACUCGCAUCUGGCACCAUCACCGGAGAAGUCUCGCAGCUACAAGCGGCGCUCAAAGGGUGCCGUGGAACCCAUCAUGGCCCCCCAGGUGCUCAUGCCCAUACCGCACCACCGAGUCAAUGUAAGUCUCUUCUCCAGCCCCGUGGACACAUCACUGCCCCGUGGUGACCCGUGCAUGGUUGCAGCUAACCGGGGACUGCCACACGCCACCGCCGAGACCCGCUCAGAACUCGACCUGCAUGGCUCGGCUCAUCCACAGUUUGUGCCAGAUGAGGCCGGGGGCUCUUUCGCACAGACCCAGGCUAACUCAAGCGCCAGCAAGGCUGGGAGAAUACGACUGGAGCCGAUAAGGACUAAGCGCAAACAACAGUCGUUCACUGCCGCCAAUCAGAGCAAUUCCGCACAAGCUCUCUUUACACCGCGGAGAGUGAGUCCGCCAUCAACGAAGGGCCAGUGAACGAGUUGAUGAGUGAUAUGGGUAGGGAGUACAGGCUGUAUGUGGCGGUGUUUGGACAAUGCCACAUCUCUCCACGGGCUGUGUAUGGUGUGCUGGGACAAUGCUACAUGGCACCACUCUCCAUCGACUCCAACUCACUGCAUACAUGCACUACUGCACCGAUGCUCUUUUCCCUGUCUGACGAACAGCCGAUGGGGACCAUGCUCAGCAUGCAGUACUGUGCCUGUGUUUUGCGUGGACUGGCUGCGCCAAAACUCGGCGAUAAAGCUGUAUUGGAGGACCGCCGUCUCAGCUUUGAGUUGCCGUGACAAUGCCGGCAGCGCUUACAUCAACAUUGGAUUCACUACUGGCAGACGAACAGCUAACAAUUCAACUUAACAACAGGACCCGAUGACCCGAUGACAAUGACACCCUUGAGCUCAACUAGAUGAAUGGACCCCAUGGCUAUAAUUAUAACUUUAAAUGUAGUAUUUGAAUCCGCUACGAUAAUAAUUCUCUUGAUUACCGGUAUCCCUAUUUCAUUUUAAUAACGCUCAGCUACAUACACACUCCUGAGCAUCCAGCAGAGUGGGAACUGAAAACAGCUCCAUCGGCCACUCUCUUUGGACUGCACUGAUUUAUAAAACCAUUGAAUGAUCGUCUGCUACACAUCUCAUGCAACUCAUGCAUGUGCUGAGAAAAUCUCUUGACGUUUAUUUGACACAUACCGCACAUGUUCAGGUUACAAGAAGAAUCCAUUGAUACAGA
This is a messenger RNA of Sycon ciliatum, 2698 nucleotides long. RefSeq lists its product as uncharacterized. Gene Ontology annotation, molecular function: GTPase activity; GTP binding. The record is from RefSeq and is a predicted model, not a curated record. The transcript has 11 exons. Bases 473 to 1951 code for a protein of 492 amino acids. Gene Ontology annotation, biological process: non-motile cilium assembly; receptor localization to non-motile cilium. Gene Ontology annotation, cellular component: ciliary membrane; non-motile cilium. NCBI's taxonomy places the organism in Eukaryota, Metazoa, Porifera, Calcarea, Leucosolenida, Sycettidae.